GUAUUUGGAGCAAAACCAUCGACAAUAUGGCCGACAACCUCUCUUGACACCUGCGAAGUUCCCUGUCGUAUUUCUGACGACAAAAGCUCAUUACUUCAGAGUGACGCUGUGAUUUUUCAUGGAAGAGAUAUGCCAGAAACAAUGCCUACUCGGCGAACUACCAAUCAGCGAUGGGUUUAUUUCAUACAAGAAAAUCCACAUUACACCUCACCAGAACCCUUAAAGUAUAACGGGAUGUUUAAUUGGACAAUGACGUACAAGCGCUCGUCAGAUGUGUGGGCUCCUUACGGCACCUACAGAACAGUUGAAAAUAACGACUUGCGUAGGAGUUAUUUUCCUUCAGGGGCAGGUUAUUUUCUUUUCGUUUUCUUAUUGGUAGCAGGUGUUGCCAAAAUAUUAGAGAGCUUAAGCAAAGAGGUUUUGUUUACGAUGCCACGCAUGUCGAUCGUAAGUGGACUUUUUUCAUUAUUGAGCAGUGGUUUUGCCCAAAUUUUUGGAUAAAUCGUCUCCUUGAGAGUAAAGAAAUUUAACAAUACAAAUUUGAAGCGUCAUGCCAUAUAACUGAAAAAGCCUCAUUUCCGGCCGAUUUGCGUCACUCAAAAAACGCUUUUUGCUUGAGCCGUCCCCAUUGAUAUACCUUUCGUUGUUGGAAAUAAUUUUCUCCGUUAAUUUUUGCUUUUGCCAAAAAACGAGAAGCAAGUCUUUAAUUCAAUACGCCUGUUUCAAAAAUACCGUACUACUCUUUGUCUUCCCUUCAAAAGUUUGCAGAAUUAUUGUUUCAAUUUCCUUUGGGAUGAUUGCAAAAUUUUGGAAGGAAAACAAAGAGUAUUAUGGUAUUUUAGAAAAAGGCCGAUGCCUUUGUUCUUUUCUUCCAUAAGUCUCGCGAAAUAUGCCUCUUUCAUUUUCGCAAGAUUAUAAUUUUAAUUAUAAGUGACCACGAAAAUCGGUAACAAUAAGGAUAGGCAGUCUGGGAGAGACUCUAGGUCGAUUUAUUUUCGCGGACAACCAUGUAUAUUAUACAGCGGAUAGUUUUAGGCAAACCAGUCUAAAAAAGACUGAUUCCCCGUUUCAUCUGCUCUAGACAAGAAAACCUUUUUUCGCCUAAUAUCAGAAUGUACAUGCAAAAAAAAGCAAACACUUAGCGACACCUCUACUGACCUCCUCUUCAGGGCCUCCUUAUUUAAGAUUACGCCGAUUCGGAAACUCUUGGAAAAAACAAUCAAGCCGACGGCGUGCGUGUGUGUGUUUGGGCACCACAUCCGAAGAGUGUAGAUUGCCCUUGAGGUAUCGGUGAUGCUUUUUGAUUUUUAUCACAGUCAUCACUGCGCUCUAAAUCAUUGCUUUAAUUAUUUGAUAAAUAUCAUGUCUUUUCAAAGUCAGCUCAAAGAAGCGGAAGCUGAAGAUAAUAUAUUAUUUUUUAUUUCAAAACAAUUCGAAAUCUACUUUUCUUAUUACAGUGAAAUCUCGAUUAACGAACCCUGAUAUAACGAAUUCCUCGGUAUAACGAAUGAUUUUCUUUACUCCACUGAUAGAACCUUGAUAUGACAAUACCUCGUUAUAGCGAACAAAUGUUGCCAGUCCAUUGGCCCUUCGUUAUAACAAGGUUCCCUGUAAUAAAUUCAUUCUACAGCCUCUGGCACUACCGUUGGGCUGCCCGUGAAAUUUUGGACGAUAUUUUUAAAUAUUUAAAAAGUUACUUAUUUUUAUUAACAGAGAGAGACUUUGCAGCUAAAAAGACCAGACUGGCGGCCUGGGCCUCCAGUCAUUGUUCGUCGACGGGUUUUCUCCGAGAACAGUACGUGGAAAAGCUUCAACUCUACAUUCCAGUUGACGUAUUUGGUAACUGCAAUCCCAGAGGACCUCGCUGCCCUCGUGGAAGCAACAUGUGUAACGCUCUAUUGAAGAAGUACAAGUUUUACUUGGCAUUUGAAAACGCUUUCUGCGAGGAUUACAUCACAGAAAAGUAUUGGGAGCAAGCUCUAGAACAUGACAUGAUUCCCGUUGUUAUGGGAGGAGCGGAUUAUGAUGAACUAGUCGUUCCAAAAUCAUACAUUAAUGUACUGGAUUUUUCCUCGGUUGAGAGCCUAGCAUCUUAUUUGAAAACGUUGGAUGCAAACAGCACCGCAUACAACGAAUAUUUUUACUGGAAGAAACAAUACGAGGUUCUCUCGACCACACCUUGGUGCAGAUUGUGUGAAAUGUUACACAAUCAGUCUUUACCAAACAAGGUGUACUGGGAUUUGGGCAGCUUCUGGGGCGUGAAAGAGAGUUGUAUGCGAUUUUCGAAUAAGAUUAAAGAUCAGAUUUGAUCCAUCGUUACUCAAACAGGUAGUUUAGAAAGUGAGCUUACCACAGUUUAAAGAAACCGGGGAAACAGGGUGCGAUAGAGAACACUCGCCUCACACAAGUGUGGCCUGGGUUAGAAUCCUGGAAGAAACGUGUACUUUUUCUUAGACUGUGGUUUUGCCCAAAUUUUCGGACAAAUCAUCUCAAUAAAGGUGAUGUUACACGAGCCUAAACGUGACUCCAUUUCUGUUCAAGUAGGCGGUUGCUCGAGGACGAAGCAUAACACUCGUCUGUUCCGAACAAUUUCCAAUUCAUCUUAAAUCAGGUAUAUUUGUUUGUCGAGACAGGCUGCUUUUACUUUCUAGGUAUUUAAUAUCAUUCAGUCGGAAGUACCUGCUAGUUUUGGACAGGGGUAUAUCAAACGAAUAUCAACCAGGGCUGUCAUUAAGAGGUGGGGACCGUGGAUUCCCCCCGGCUACUAUGAACGUGGCCCCUGGCUACUUUCAUAGGAAAACAGAAGAAAAAUAGAAAAUCAAAGGCUCCUAGGAGCGAGCUCAUGGAUGAAUUGAAUUAGUGUAGAAAAGACAGUUCAAUAAUCAAAGAAAAACAUAAAUCUUUUUGAACGGUUCAUGGUGUACGGACUUGCCAAAAUACAGCGUGACUCGAAGUAUCCGAUUGCAAGUGUACCUGAAUAUUCUAUAAACUUUUUAUCAGCGCAGCAUUUCUACUUACAAAGCAAAGAUCACUUUUAGAAGCAAUUAUUAACGCUUUUUAGUUGUAAAAUAAUUUGCUUUCUCAGGUGACUGUCAAACACUUUCCGAACGACAGUGCACUUUCUUGUAAAAUAGCAAAGUCUUACAUACAACCGUGGUUUUAAAAGUGCGAUGCUUUCAAAUAAAUGUUUCCAUAUGAUGCGUACGUAAGUACGUAACGGUUAGUAUACGCAGUGCGAGCUAUAUUAAAUACAGAAUACAGGCGUUUAUGGCUAAAUUGAACUGCUUUAGAACGCGCUUUUAAUAAACACGAGCUAAAAAUUAUUUUAAUACGUGUAAAACGGAUUAAGCUCAAAGCAUUACGUGCUCUGACCUAGCCAAGUAAUUUAAAAGCAGUCGAAGUAUCCGAUUGCCUUUCGCCAGAGACUUGUUUAUACCAGCGCAGCAUUUCUCGUAGAAAUUACAUUAAUAGCACUGCUAAAUGGAAUCGCUGACAAACAAAAGCCUACUUUAAGGCAAAGAUCACCUAAGAAUUCAAGAAAAAUAGCGUAACGCUUGUUGGUUCUAAAACCUGUGCUUCUAGUUGACACAACAUUAAUUCAUUCCCUGUUUGCAUACGAAGACAAAUGGUCGAACGGAUUCGUCCAAAUAACUGAAUAAACCUCAAUAGAUACUCCUCAAUGUCGCUUUAACAAUUCGAGGACAGUUUUUUUGCAGUGAUUAUAAGGCUCUUUGGCUUAUUCGCUUUUCGCUGAACGAAAUCCCAUCGUCAGGCUGCAAUAGCUCUUUCACACUCCUACUGAUCGCAUCUUCUCCAUAUCAAGUACAAUAUCGGGAACAAAUGUGCACAAUUCGUCCAAAUAUACAACAUGAUCCACGCUCAAUUAUUUCAAUGUCCUUUUAACAAUUCUAAGUCCAUUUCUUGCGGAUGAUAUUAUCAGUGUUCUUUAAAAUAUUGUUAUUUAUACAAAACCCAUCUCUAUAAUUGAUGUGUCGGGAAAAAAACACUCGCCUUAAUAGUACCCUCUAGAAUAUUCCAAACAUAUACGUGAAAGGCACUUGGAAAAAAGUAAUACUAGGUAAGGGAGGUAGGAGUAACGUGUUUAAUCUGACUUUAAUGAAUAAAUUAAUGAGAAUCGAGUGAGUGAGUGAGUGAUCGAGUGCCAUUCGAGUGCCUCCAAAAGCCCAUGGCAUGACUUCGUCAUCCAUGAGCUAAAAAGAAAUCUCUAGCUGUUUGAUUCCCCGCCUACUUGAUGUAUUUCCCUGGCAACUGGAAAUCUUAGUGACAAUCCUGACUAUCAACUCUCGUAGGAUUUCACAUGCAUAUGAUGGCUCGAUAUCCUUGUAAGCAAUAUUUGAACAAAUAACAGAAAAAGGAACUCCUAACUCCUAAAAGUGGGACGUACAAUCGUCGUCCCAAGAGAAAUUGAAAACAAUGUUUAGGGAAACGAAGAGUGUUGACCACUACAGAAAAUACUAUAUAUAAUGCAUAAAUACCAUGCAUAAGCAUUGUUUUCAGUUACUCUUGGGGCCAUUUUAACUCCCAAGAGGAACUGAAAACAAUGCUUAUGCAAGUAGUGGUCGAUUAAGGCAUGUUUUCAUGUUUCAGGGACUUUACUUCAGGCCUUCACGGUCAAUUCAUUUCGGUGAUGUAUCCAUCUCGGGAUACGCAUGAGCAUUGUUGCAGAAGCAAAGAUGGUUAAUACGAGACCCAAAACCGUUUUCAAGCAUUCUUCUUUUAUCACAGAAAUUCGACUGCAGUGGACGAGAAUUCGACGGAGAGGUUUAGUGUGAGAAGUUCAUCUUUAAUUCUUGUUGAUUUGAAUUUUUAUCAGAGUCUUCAAUAAGGAUCUCCUAAUUUCGCUUCUGGAAAAUGAUUGCGGUUCGACGAAUGAAGAUCGUCAUAAAUACUGUGCUUAUGCUCACAGCAUCAUUUGCCACUUUCUACAUUUUAACAGUUGUCAUUCCAUUAUUGCGUGGGAUUUUAACGUUAGCAGAUACUUCCCAAAAGCGAAAAGUAAUUUUAUUUUACACCACAGUAUUUGGAGCAAAACCAUCGACAAUAUGGCCGACAACCUCUCUUGACGCCUGCGAAGUUCCCUGUCGUAUUUCUGACGACAAAAGCUCAUUACUUCAGAGUGACGCUGUGAUUUUUCAUGGAAGAGAUAUGCCAGAAACAAUGCCUACUCGGCGAACUACCAAUCAGCGAUGGGUUUAUUUCAUACAAGAAAAUCCACAUUACACCUCACCAGAACCCUUAAAGUAUAACGGAAUGUUUAAUUGGACAAUGACGUACAAGCGCUCAUCAGAUGUGUGGGCUCCUUACGGCACCUACAGAACAGUUGAAAAUAACGACUUGCGUAGGAGUUACUUUUCUUCAGGGGCAGGUUAUUUUCUUUUCGUUUUCUUCUUGGUAGCAGGUGUUGCCAAAAUAUUAGAGAGCUUAAGCAAAGAGGUUUUGUUUACGAUGCCACGCUCGUCGAUCGUAAGUGGACUUUUUUCAUUAUUGAGCAGUGGUUUUGCCCAAAUUUUUGGAUAAAUCGUCUCCUUGAGAGUAAAGAAAUUUAACAAUACAAAUUUGAAGCGUCAUGCCAUAUAACUGAAAAAGCCUCAUUUCCGGUCGAUUUGCGUCACUCAAAAAACGCUUUUGCUUGAGCCGUCCCCAUUGAUAUACCUUUCGUUGUUGGAAAUAAUUUUCUCUGUUAAUUUUCGCUUUUGCCAAAAAACGAGAAGCAAGUCUUUAAUUCAAUACGCCUUUUUCAAAAAUACCGUACUACUCUUUGUCUUCCCUUCAAAAGUUUGCAGAAGUAUUGUUUCAAUUUCCUUUGGGAUGAUUGCAAAAUUUUGGAAGGAAAACAAAGAGUAUUAUGGUAUUUUAGAAAAAGGCCGAUGCCUUUGUUCUUUUCUUCCAUAAGUCUCGCGAAAUAUGCCUCUUUCAUUUUCGCAAGAUUAUAAUUUUAAUUAUAAGUGACCACGAAAAUCGGUAACAAUAAGGAUAGGCAGUCUGGGAGAGACUCUAGGUCGAUUUAUUUUCGCGGACAACCAUGUAUAUUAUACAGCGGAUAGUUUUAGGCAAACCAGUCUAAAAAAGACUGAUUCCCCGUUUCAUCUGCUCUAGACAAGAAAACCUUUUUUCGCCUAAUAUCAGAAUGUACAUGCAAAAAAAGCAAACACUUAGCGACACCUCUACUGACCUCCUCUUCAGGGCCUCCUUAUUUAAGAUUACGCCGAUUCGGAAACUCUUGGAAAAAACAAUCAAGCCGACGGCGUGCGUGUGUGUGUUUGGGCACCACAUCCGAAGAGUGUAGAUUGCCCUUGAGGUAUCGGUGAUGCUUUUUGAUUUUUAUUACAGUCAUCACUGCGCUCUAAAUCAUUGCUUUAAUUAUUUGAUAAAUAUCAUGUCUUUUCAAAGUCAGCUCAAAGAAGCGGAAGCUGAAGAUAAUAUAUUAUUUUUUAUUUCAAAACAAUUCGAAAUCUACUUUUCUUAUUACAGUGAAAUCUCGAUUAACGAACCCCGAUAUAACGAAUUCCUCGGUAUAACGAAUGAUUUUCUUUACUCCAGUGAUAGAACCUUGAUAUGACAAUACCUCGUUAUAGCGAACAAAUGUUGCCAGUCCAUUGGCCCUUCGUUAUAACAAGGUUCCCUGUAAUAAAUUCAUUCUACAGCCUCUGGCACUACCGUUAUUUUUAUUAACAGAGAGAGACUUUGCAGCUAAAAAGACCAGACUGGCGGCCUGGGCCUCCAGUCAUUGUUCGUCGACGGGUUUUCUCCGAGAACAGUACGUGGAAAAGCUUCAACUCUACAUUCCAGUUGACGUAUUUGGUAACUGCAAUCCCAGAGGACCUCGCUGCCCUCGUGGAAGCAACAUGUGUAACGCUCUAUUGAAGAAGUACAAGUUUUACUUGGCAUUUGAAAACGCUUUCUGCGAGGAUUACAUCACAGAAAAGUAUUGGGAGCAAGCUCUAAAACAUGACAUGAUUCCCGUUGUUAUGGGAGGAGCGAAUUAUGAUGAACUAGUCGUUCCAAAAUCAUACAUUAAUGUACUGGAUUUUUCCUCGGUUGAGAGCCUAGCAUGUUAUUUAAAAACGUUGGAUGCAAAUAGCACCGCAUACAACGAAUAUUUUUACUGGAAGAAACAAUACGAGGUUCUCUCGACCGCACCUUGGUGCAGAUUGUGUGAAAUGUUACACAAUCAGUCUUUACCAAACAAGGUGUACUGGGAUUUGGGCAGCUUCUGGGGCGUGAAAGAGAAUUGUAUGCGAUUUUCGAAUAAGAUUAAAGAUCAGAUUUGA
This is a messenger RNA of Porites lobata, 7292 nucleotides long. Lineage: Eukaryota; Metazoa; Cnidaria; Anthozoa; Scleractinia; Poritidae. The record is from the annotation of a GenBank genome assembly.